Egretta garzetta (little egret) is the source of this 3775-nucleotide messenger RNA. Its product is annotated as immunoglobulin superfamily member 3. Lineage: Eukaryota; Metazoa; Chordata; Aves; Pelecaniformes; Ardeidae. The record is from RefSeq and is a predicted model, not a curated record.
AUGGCCUUGGCCCAGCGGCAAGUGGUGGUGCAGGAAGGGCCCCUCUACCGCACAGAGGGGUCCCACGUCACGCUGUGGUGCAAGGUGAGCGGCUACCAGGGCCCGGCAGAGCAGAACUUCCAGUGGUCCAUCUACCUGCCCUCGGCCCCGGAGCGGGAGGUGCAGAUCGUCAGCACCAUCGACCCCUCCUUCCCCUACGCCAUCUACACCCAGCGGGUGCGCAGCCGGGGGAUCUACGUGGAGCGGGUGCAGGGGGACGCCGUCCUGCUGCACAUCACCGAGCUGCAGGACCGGGACGCCGGAGAGUAUGAGUGCCACACGCCCAACACCGACGAGAGGUACUUUGGGAGUUACAGCGCCAAGAUGAACCUCAUGGUGAUCCCCGACUCGCUGCGAGUGACGGCGGUCCCGCAGACACUGAACAAAGUGGAGCGUGACUCCUUGGAGCUGAAGUGUGAGGUGUCCAAGAGCACGGCCCAGCACAGCCACGUCUCCAUCGCCUGGUACCGGCAGCGAGGCAGCGAGGUGCCCGUGGAGGUCAUCUCCCUCAGCCGCGACUUCGUCCUGCGGGCCGGCAGCGCCUACGCCCAGCGGCAAGCCACGGGGGACGUUCGCUUGGACAAAGUAGGGGAGACCACCUCAAAGCUCACCAUCUACAACCUCCACCCAUCAGAUCAGGGCGAGUUUUACUGCGAGGCGGCAGAGUGGAUCCAGGACCCAGACAAGUCUUGGUACGCCAUGACCCGCAAGCGUUCCCAGGGAGCCAUCGUCAAUGUGCAAGCCACCGAUAAGGAGUUCAGCGUCCGGCUGGAGACGGAGAAGCGGACGUACAUCGUGGGUGAGCCAGUGGAGUUUCGGUGCAUCCUGGAGGCACAGAACGUCCCUGACCGCUACUUCUCCAUCUCCUGGGCCUUCAACAGCUCCCUCAUUGCCAGCCUGGGGCCCAACGCCGUGCCGGUGCUCAACAACGAGUUUGCCCAGCGCGAGGCCCUGGGCCAGCUUAAGGUAGCCAAAGAAAGCGACAAUGUUUUUGUGCUGAAGAUCUAUCGCCUCCGCCUUGAGGACAGUGGCAAGUACAACUGCCGGGUGACUGAGCGGGAAAAGACCGUGACAGGGGACUUCAUCGACAAGGAGAGCAAGCGGCCAAAGAACAUCCCCAUCACUGUCCUGCCGCUCAAGACCAGCAUCUCCUUGGAGAUUAUCAACAAUGCCAGCAAUGUCUUGGAGGGGGAGAGCCUGCGCUUUGGCUGCAACGUGCGCUCGGGCUUUGGGCCCCAAAGCCGCCUCUCUGUCGCCUGGCAGCUGGUGGACAAGCUGAACCGGCGCAGCGAAAUUGUGCGUCUGGAUCGGGAGGGCACCUUGCAGCCGGGCCCCUCAUACGCCGAGCGCAGCAGUUAUGGGGGCAUCCAGGUGGAGCAGGUCCGGCCCGGCUCCUUCACCCUGGAGAUCUUCAACAGCAUCAAGGCGGAUGAGGGCCACUACGAGUGCCGGGUGGCCGAGUGGACGCGGACACUGGAUGGGGAGUGGCAGAUGGUUGGGGAGCGGCACGCGGGCACCCCGGUGUCCAUCACUGCUCUGGAGGCCGGCUUUGCUGUCACAGCCAUCUCCCGCACCCCCGGGGUGACCUACAACGAGUCCUUCGACCUUCAGUGCAUCAUCAAGCCCCACUACCCGUCGUGGGUACCAGUGUCGGUGACGUGGCGUUUCCAGCCAGCGGGUAGCACAGAGUUUCACGACCUGGUCACCUUCACGCGUGACGGUGGCGUCCAGUGGGGCGACAGGUACAUGGGUUUCCGGACCCGCACCGCCAUCGAGAAGGCCGAGUCCAGCAACAACGUGCGCCUGAGCAUCAGCAGGGCAAGCGACACGGAGGCCGGCAAGUACCAGUGUGUGGCCGAGCUCUGGAGGAAGAACUACAACAGCAGCUGGACACGGCUGGCGGACAGAACCUCCAAUCUGCUGGAAAUAAGGGUCCUACGGCCAGUGACCAAGCUGCAGGUGAGCAAGUCGAAGCGGAGCAUCACGCUGGUGGAGAACCGGCCCAUCCCCCUCAACUGCUCGGUGAAAUCCCAGACCAGCCCCGACUCGCACUUCGCCGUGCUGUGGUACGUCCACAAGCCCUCCGACGCCGACGGCAAGCUCAUCCUGAAGACCACCCACAGCUCGGCCUUUGAGUACGGCACCUACGCGGAGGAGGAAGGGCUGCGGGGCCGGCUGCAGUUCGAGCGCUCGGCGUCGGGCGGGCUCUUCAGCCUACGUGCAGCGCGGACGGAGGUCACCGUCAAGCAGCCAGAUAACCGCCUGCAGGUGAACCAGACCCACAAGAACAUCACAGUGCUGGAGAACCAGUGGGUGACCCUGGAGUGCCUGGUCAGCAGCCGGACCAGCCCCUCGUCCCAGCUCUCAGUGGAGUGGUACGUCUGGCGGCCAGGCCACCCGGAGAAGGAGGCGGUGGCCCAGCUGAGCCGGCAGAGCACCCUGCGUUAUGGGGACCUGGCAGUGCUGGGUGACCUGCGGAGCCGGCUGCACCUGGAGAGCCCGUCCCCGGGUCUCUACCUCCUUUCCAUCCAAAAUGCCACCGUGCGGGACAGCGGGGUCUACGACUGCCGCGUGGAGGAGUGGCUCCUUGACCCCAGUGACCGCUGGUACAAGCGGGCAGAGGACCUCUCCGGACUCACCACCCUCACCGUCAAGCAGCCAGACCCCACCUUGCAGGUGGACACAGCCACCGCCAACCUCACAGUGCAGGAGAAGGAGUCCUUCCCGCUGGACUGCAGCAUCCUCUCCCGCUCCAGCCCGGAGUCCCACUUUGCAGUGACAUGGUACAACCUGCGGGCCAAAGAGGCAGGCGGCCGUGCGGAGGAGGAGGAGGAGGAAGAGGAGGAGGAGAGGGAGGCGGUGCUGAGCGUGGGCCCCGAUGCUGUUUUCAGCCCCGAGGCCGGUCGGUGGGAGGGCCGCCUGCGCUUCCAGAGGCUCUCGGCCGUGCUCUUCCGGCUGACAGUGCUGCAGGCCGGCGGUGCCGACACGGGCAACUACUCGUGCCGCGUGGAGGAGUGGCUGGCGGACCCCAAUGGCGUGUGGUACCGGCUGGCGGAGGAGGAGUCGGGGACGGUCGCCGUUCACGUGCAGGAUGCAGGCUCCACCCUGCAGUCUGUCAUCUGCUCCAACGACGCCCUCUUCUACUUUGUGUUCUUCUACCCGUUCCCCAUCUUCGGCAUCUUGAUCAUCACCAUCCUCCUGGUGCGGUUCAAGAGCCGAAACUCCAGCAAGAACUCGGAGGGCAAGAACGGGGUCCCCUUGCUGUGGAUCAAAGAGCCUCACCUCAACUACUCUCCCACUUGCCUAGAGCCACCGGUCCUCAGCAUCCACCCAGGAACCAUAGACUAAAGAGGCAGAGGCGCCCAGGGAACGCGCAGAGAGAGGAAGCAGAGACACACCGGGAACGCUAGGGAACAGAGUGGGUUUUGUUGUUCUUGUUUCAUUUGUUUCAGUGUCUGUGCUCUGGCGUGGCGGAUGAGCUCCGCAGAGCGCUCAGCCGGCGGGGACAGGAAAGUCUGAGGCUUUCUCCAGCACCUGUAGGAACACACUCGAUCACCCCGACGGACGGAAGGUCCCUGUGCUUGCUGUACAUAGCAGAUGUUCCUCUCGGACUAAUUUUGCUCCCGUCAGUUGCUGUCCUUUGGGCUGUUACUUUUUUGUUGUCGUUUCUUUUUUGGUCUCUCCAAGAACUGUAGGCUUCCCCCACCCUCCACACAGCGAGGAGUUCCCAGGGGGC